AUGUUGGGUCCAUCAGACAAGGAUGCAGCAAAAAAUAAAUUGGUAGCAAUUGCAAUAGACAGAGAUAAAGGAAGCCAGGGUGCAAUGAAAUGGGCUGUUGAAUAUAUAUUGAGCAAAGGCCAGAAUAUUCUUUUGGUUCAUGUCAAAGCUAGAUCUUCUAAUUCUGCCACAUCUGUUGCCUCCUCAAAGUCGAGCCAGGUGUCUGAUUUUGAUGAUGAAACUGGAUCCGCAUCAGGAGAUGCUGAUUGCAAAGAUGUGUUCAGACCUUUCCGAGCUUUUUGUACACGUAAAGAUAUUAACUGUCAUGAUGUUCUCCUAGAAGACAAUGAUGUAUCCAGAGGAAUAGUCCAGUAUGUCACGGAAACAGCAAUAGAAAUUUUGGUGAUUGGUGCUGGCUCGAAAGGAGGGUUUUUCAGAUUUAAUAAGAAAGAUAUUCCUGGAAGUGUGUCAAAAGGUAUACCUGAUUUUUGUACUAUAUACGUCAUCUCUAAGGGAAAGAUCUCCAGCACGCGAGCUGCUUCAAGGCCUGUCCCGUUUAUUUCACCCAUCCGUAGCCAAAUACUGCACCAGCCUAGCACCAGAACUGAAUCGGAGAUAUCAAUACCCAUCCCCAACAGUGCAAAAGUUCCAAGGCCACCACCGGAGCAAACUUCUCAUAGCCUUCCAAGUGAUGUGGGUUCCAGAUCACCAUUCGCGAGGAGAGGCAGAAAUUCAAUUGAUCUUGAUCUAUCCUUCAACAGUUCUGGUAGACCGAGCACUGAUCGCCUGUAUCCCUCAUUCGACAGUUUUGAGACGAGUUCAACCCCAAGGCUUUCAAACUUUUCAAACUUUUCAGACUUAGACAACCCUGCAUUUGAACCAUUUCAAAACGAAAGAAGAUCAAUGGACGAUAGAAGAUCAAUGGAUACUUUCACAACUGAACUCUCAUAUGCCUCGGGUGACAGUGAUAUUCUGGGCUCAUCACCAACGUUAAAUAUGAAUACUGAUAUCGGUCUUGGUCUUCGUAUUAUACAAUUCAAGGAUGAUUUAGAAUCAGAGAUGAAAAGACUUAAGCUGGAGCUCAAGCAAACAAUGGAUAUGUACAGUACAGCUUGUAAAGAAGCACUCACAGCUAAACAGAAGGCAAUGGAGCUCCAGCGCUGGAAAAUGGAAGAAACGCAGAGACUAGAAGAGGCCCGGAUCGCUGAGGAACAUGCAAUGGCACUUGCAGAAAGAGAGAAGGCCAGGUCCAAGGCAGCUAUAGAGCACGCUGAAGCUGCUCAGAGGCUUGCAGAGAUUGAAGCAAAAAAGAGGGUUACUGCAGAAAUGAAAUCGUUGAAAGAGUCUGGAGAGAAGGACGAGACAAUGACUUCAGUGGCAAAGACGGAUUUAAGGUACAGAAAGUACACGAUUGAGGAGAUAGAAGAAGCAACUGAAUUCUUUGCCAAGUCUCGUAAGAUUGGUGAAGGAGGUUACGGGCCAGUAUACAAAUGUUAUCUGGACCACACACCUGCUGCUGUUAAGGUUUUACGCCCAGAUGCAGCUCAAGGGAGAUCACAGUUUCACCAAGAGGUUGAAAUACUAAGCUGCAUGCGGCAUCCUAACAUGGUUUUACUCCUUGGAGCUUGCCCUGAGUACGGGUGCUUAGUAUAUGAGUACAUGUCAAACGGAAGUUUAGAAGACCGUCUUCUUCAGAAAGGAAACACGAAACCACUAUCUUGGCAGCAUAGGUUUCGGAUUGCAGCUGAGAUUGGAACAGGGCUCCUUUUCCUUCACCAAACAAAACCAGAACCACUAGUUCAUCGCGACCUAAAACCUGGAAAUAUCUUGCUUGACCGCAACUUUGUUGGCAAAAUUAGUGAUGUUGGAUUGGCCAGGCUUGUCCCUCCAACAGUGGCAGAUUCUGUUACUCAGUAUCGUAUGACAUCUACAGCAGGAACUUUUUGCUAUAUAGAUCCAGAGUAUCAGCAAACAGGCAUGCUCGGUGUAAAGUCUGACGUAUACUCCUUAGGAAUCAUGUAUUUACAGAUCAUAACUGCCAAACCACCUAUGGGAUUAACACAUAUUGUUGAAAAGGCUAUUGAAAAUGGAACUUUUCAUGAGAUUCUGGAUCAAUCUGUUCCUGAUUGGCCGGUUGAAGAGGCAUUAAGCUUUGCCAAGAUCUCUCUUCAGUGUGCUGAGCUACGGAGAAAAGAUAGACCAGAUCUUGGCACAGUUGUCUUGCCAGAGCUUGAGCGUUUGAGGGACCUUGCUGAAGACAACAUGACAGAUGCAAUGUUGUACGGGACAGGUCUCUCCCCCAACCAAAGUCAGGCCUCCAUGUCUCAACUUUUUAACCAAACCAUGCAGAUGAGUUAUCCGCAAUCUGGCUAUACCAGUGACAGUAUUACAAGCACAGGUCCUGAUAGUUGA
Daucus carota subsp. sativus is the source of this 2391-nucleotide messenger RNA. RefSeq names its product U-box domain-containing protein 52. Gene Ontology annotation, biological process: protein phosphorylation. NCBI's taxonomy places the organism in Eukaryota, Viridiplantae, Streptophyta, Magnoliopsida, Apiales, Apiaceae. Gene Ontology annotation, molecular function: protein kinase activity; ATP binding. The transcript is spliced from 10 exons. Bases 1 to 2391 code for a protein of 796 amino acids. The record is from RefSeq and is a predicted model, not a curated record.